CUCGUAAAGCUGCGGAAUCAAUGCCUCUGUAUUCUGUUUAAGCCCAGCUGAGCUAGAUUUCUAGUAUAUUACGCCUACUAUUUAAUCGACCUACCAAAACUCAACCCGAAGAUACGAUCGCCAGCAGCCCACCGACGAAAGAUGUACGAUCCGAAUACCAAAGAGUCAGGUGAUAACAAAGAUAAGAACGGCUUGCUUAAGUAUGGCCGUACCUCAGCACCUGACUCUGAUGCCGAUGACUUCCAACCCGGAAAAAAGAGAAAGACUGGUGUUGAUCGGCCGGGGGGAGAUGCUCCUGUCGUAGAGGACUAUACUGUGGGCUGGGUGUGUGCCCUCCCGCUGGAAAUGGCUGCCGCGAAAGGGAUGCUCGAUCAGCUUCAUCCGAACUUGCCCUGGCAGGAUCCAGCCGACCAUAACAGCUACGUCUUGGGUCAGGUUCAAGGCCACAACGUCGUCAUCGCCUGCCUACCUGCAGGCAUUUAUGGAAUAACACCAGCUGCCACGGUCGCGAAGGACUUGCUGCGGACCUUUAAGUCAAUCCGGUUCGGCUUGAUGGUUGGAAUCGGCGGUGGUGUACCGUCGCGAAAACAUGAUAUCCGGCUGGGCGACAUCGUGGUUAGCCAACCCGCUGAAACAAGUGGAGGUGUUAUCCAGUACGACCGGGGGAAGACAGUGCAGGAGGGAGAGUUCCAACGCACAGGAUCGCUCAACGCACCACCCCAGGUCCUGUUAGCCGCCCUAGGUCGUCUCCAGGCCGAUCACAUGAUCGAAGACAGCAGAGUCCCCCAGUUUAUAUCUGAGCUUAUCAGCAAAAGCCCAAAGAUCAUAAAGAAGAAGUUCAGUCAUCAGGGCGCUCUCUACGAUUGCCUUUUCCAAGCAGAGUACGACCACGUCGAUUCAGACUCUACUUGUGAUGAGUGUGAUCCCAAGCAGAAGAUCCAACGGGAGGACAGAGACGACACGAAUCCAGUCAUUCAUUACGGCAACAUUGCCUCAGGCAAUCAGGUAAUCAAGCAUGGAAAGACACGCGACAAGUUAAGCAAAGACCUUGGGGUGCUCUGCUUCGAGAUGGAGGCUGCAGGACUACAAGAUUUCCCAUGCCUAGUCAUCCGUGGUGUUUGCGACUACGCGGACUCUCAUAAGAACAACCGGUGGCACGAAUAUGCAGCUAUAACAGCGGCCGCGUUUGCAAAGGAGCUCCUUUCAGUCAUACCGCCAAAUAGGGUCCUGCAGGAGAAGCUUAUACCGCAGUUAGUGUCUGAUCCUGAUCUUCAUAGGCUUGUUUCUAACACUAAUACGGCCAUCUCGGCACAGACGCAGAAGCAGGAGGUCAGAUACGAGAGCCAAAAACAGGUUGAUUGCCAUCAAACAUUCAAGACGAGCGCAUAUGAGAAGUUCAAGAAUAUCAACCCUGACCGAGUCCCGGGCACAUGCAAAUGGGUAUUAGAGCAUCCACGGUACCAAACAUGGCAGCAGAGCCGUCACGAUGAUCUCCUUUGGAUUUCCGCCGACCCAGGCUGUGGAAAGUCUGUUUUAGCCAAGUCUCUUAUCGAUGGGGAGCUCCAAUCUACAAACCACCAUAUAGCUUGCUACUUCUUCUUCAAGGAUAACGACGACCAAAACAACCUAGCGACAGCCUUAUGUGCCCUUCUUCAUCAGCUUUUCAACUUUCAACCAUUCCUCAUCCGUCAUGCUAUAGCGGCCUUUGAAAAGAACGGAGAGAAACUGCAGACUGAAGUGGACGAACUGUGGCGUAUCUUCAUCGCUACUACUACGGACGAUCAAGCAAUCAAUGUCACUUGUGUCCUAGACGCCUUAGACGAGUGCUGUAUUGAUGACCGACGGAAGAUUAUCCAGUUUUUAACAAACUUCCACAAGCGGCAAACAACUUCUACAAGAAAGUCUCAAUUAAAGUUUCUUGUAACUAGUCGACCUUAUCAGGACAUCGAAUCCGAAUUCCGUAACAUACCUGAGCCUCAGACAAUCCGUCUUGCUGGCGAAGAGAAAAACGCCGAUAUUAGCGAGGAAAUCAACCUUGUAGUUCACGAUACAGUACUCAAAGCCGGCCGAGAAUAUCAGCUGGAUCAAGAUAUGCAGGGCAUAUUACGGACAAAGCUCUUGGGAACACCCAAUCGGACUUAUCUCUGGCUGCAUCUCAUGAUCAAGGAGCUUCCCUACCUCGACAAAAUCACCAAGAGAGCAUUUCAGAAGGAUAUCGACUCACUUCCGCAGUCUGUUGAGCAAGCAUACGAAAGGAUUCUGAGCCGACACAGUAACGGCCAUAGAAAGAAGGUGCAAACGCUUCUUCAUAUCGUUGUCGGUGCUCGGCAGCCUCUUACGCUGAUAGAACUAUACGUGGCCUAUCAACUUGCGACAGAACUACCAAACGCAGACAGACACGAUGAUCUCGAACUUGAUCAUAUACACUUCAAGCUACGGAUCCGGGACCUUUGCGGCCUUUUUGUUUUCAUAAACGACAACAGAGUCUAUUUGAUACACCAGACCGCCAAGGAAUUCCUCGUUCAACGGAUCAUUCACCCUAGUCCAGCUAACAACCGUUGGAAACACUCCCUCUACAAACCACAUUCAGACGCGAUAAUGACACAAAUCUGUGUUCAAUAUCUGUCAUUUAGGGACAUUCAAGACAAUCGGUUUCCUGCUGGUAGAAGAGAAACAGACACGAGCACUACCCAGUACCCCUUUUUGGAAUAUUCAGCAACACACUGGCCUUCACACUUGCGAGACGCAAAUCCCCCAAAGGACGUAUUACAAAAGCAGAUCUUGCAGCUAUAUAACAUGCAAGAUGGGCGAUUCGAAACAUGGGUCUCAAUAUUCUGGCAAACAAACUAUCAAUACAAAGCGAGGGGUGGCCUCAACAAUGUCAACGCAGGAGACGGCUUUGAUGGCAACGCUCUUUACAUUGCAUCAUUUAGAGGCCACGACAAGAUCGUCCAGAUGCUUCUCAACAAGGGCGCAGAUGUCAACGCUCAAGGCGGCGAUUAUGGCAACGCUCUUCAGGCUGGAUCAUUAGAAGGCCACGACAAGAUCGUCCAGAUGCUCCUCAACAAGGGCGCAGAUGUCAACGCUCAAGGCGGCGAUUAUGGCAACGCUCUUCAGGCUGGAUCAUUAGAAGGCCACGACAAGAUCGUCCAGAUGCUUCUCAACAAGGGCGCAGAUGUCAACGCUCAAGGCGGCGAAUAUGGCAACGCUCUUCAGGCUGCAUCAUACGAGGGAUACCACAACAUCGUCCAGAUGCUUCUCGAUAAGGGCGCAGAUGUCAACGCAGAAGGCGGUGAGUAUGACAACGCCCUUUACAUUGCAUCAUUUAGAGGCCACGACAAGAUCGUCCAGAUGCUUUUCAACAAGGGCGCAGAUGUCAACGCAGAAGGCGGCGAUUAUGGCAACGCUCUUCAGGCUGCAUCAUACGAGGGAUAUCACAACAUCGUCCAGAUGCUUCUCGAUAAGGGCGCAGAUGUCAACGCAGAAGGCGGCUACUAUGACAACGCUCUUUACAUUGCAUCAUUUAGAGGCCACGACAAGAUCGUCCAGAUGCUUCUCAACAAGGGCGCAGAUGUCAACGCAGAAGGCGGCUACUAUGACAACGCUCUUUACAUUGCAUCAUUUAGAGGCCACGACAAGAUCGUCCAGAUGCUUCUCAACAAAUGCGCAGAUGUCAACGCUCAAGGCGGCGAAUAUGGCAACGCUCUUCAGGCUGCAUCAUACGAGGGAUACCACAACAUCGUCCAGAUGCUUCUCAACAAGGGCGCAGAUGUCAACGCUCAAGGCGGCAGAUAUGGCAACGCUCUUCAGGCUGCAUCAUUAGAAGGCCACGACAAGAUCGUCCAGAUGCUUCUCAACAAGGGCGCAGAUGUCAACGCUCAAGGCGGCGAAUAUGGCAACGCUCUUCAGGCUGCAUCAUACGAGGGAUACCACAACAUCGUCCAGAUGCUUCUCGAUAAGGGCGCAGAUGUCAACGCAGAAGGCGGCGAGUAUGACAACACCCUUUACAUUGCAUCAUUUAAAGGCCACGACAAGAUCGUCCAGAUGCUUCUCAACAAGGGCGCAGAUGCUGCAUCAUCUGGAGGCCACGACAACAUCGUCCAGAUGCUUCUCGAUAAGGGCGCAGAUGUCAACGCUCAAGGCGGCAGAUAUGGCAACGCUCUUCAGGCUGCAUCAUCUGGAGGCCACGACAACAUCGUCCAGAUGCUUCUCGAUAAGGGCGCAGAUGUCAACGCAGAAGGCGGCAGAUAUGGUAACGCUCUUCAGGCUGCAUCAGAGGGAGGCUACGAGAACAUCGUCCAGAUGCUUCUAUGGCAAUGCUCUUUAGGCUGCAUCAUCCCAAGCCUAUGA
Colletotrichum phormii is the source of this 4350-nucleotide messenger RNA. Its product is annotated as ankyrin repeat-containing domain protein. The record is from RefSeq and is a predicted model, not a curated record. The transcript has 5 exons. Bases 142 to 4350 code for a protein of 1402 amino acids. Gene Ontology annotation, molecular function: protein binding; catalytic activity. Gene Ontology annotation, biological process: nucleoside metabolic process. NCBI's taxonomy places the organism in Eukaryota, Fungi, Ascomycota, Sordariomycetes, Glomerellales, Glomerellaceae.